This is a messenger RNA of Lactuca virosa, 1734 nucleotides long. The record is from the annotation of a GenBank genome assembly. NCBI's taxonomy places the organism in Eukaryota, Viridiplantae, Streptophyta, Magnoliopsida, Asterales, Asteraceae.
AUGUACAAAUACGAUAGUGUCGGUUCAAAUAAUAUAAUACAACAUUUUGAUGCUUGGAAGAACAAAACACUCAUUGGCGAGGUUAGGAGAUUGAGCCUCAUGAGUAACAUCAUUGUUGGACUCCGGGCAGAAGGAUUAUUGGAUGUUUCCAUCAAAUUUGUUGGAGGGUUGUCUGCUCUUAUUCUAUUCAAAAAUGAGCAAGCUGCUAAACACUUUUUGGAUUUGGGGCAAGCUACAUGGGUCAUCUCAUCCCCUGUUUCUUCACUCAAAAUUACUGACCUGUCAGCUGGAAACGUGUGUAUCUUGGUGAACUCGCCGAUCCGCAUUCACGAACCGUUAGUCAUAUUAUGGAGGGAUAGACAAUACCAGAUCUUUGUCUCUGAGGACUCUGGAGCCUGGGUGCCUAAAUUUAUGGAUGAAAAUGAAAAUAUUGAUGUGGUGGAUGAGAAUGAUAAUGACAUGGAUCCUCCUAUCCUUCAAGAUGAUUUCCUCGAUGCAAACAAUGAGGCUGAAGACGAAACGCUCCUCCGAUCGUGGGGGUGCGGUAUCCCAGGGGUCACGUCGCAUUGGUCUCCGUGCGUUUGCCCGUCUUUCGAGGAGGAUUUGGAUGCUCUUUCAUCUGUUGUCGCUGACUCAACUUUCGAGAUCCAUGUACCACUCGCAGAAUAUGAUACUCACAAUAUUGGAGGCCCCGACCCGGCUCGUACUGAUCUAGUUAGCCCAUCCGGCUCUUUGGGCUCUUCUUGCAUUCCCAAUCCAACUCUCUUGGUUAACCCAACAUCUCGUCCAAUUCCAGACCUAAAUUGCCCAAUUUCCUCAUCCCAAAAUGGCUCGAUUUCCGGGAACUCUCAUUCCAUGUCCAGGGGUAACUCUAAAUCAUCCCGUAAGCUUCCUUCUCACUCUCUCAAACUAAAAGAUACCCUCUGGCUUCCACGCUCCUCUCAGAUCUUGAACUCGAGAUCACACUCUGGAGUCUCUCGAAAUAACGGUGGGGGGUCAGGUUACGAUCACUCUAUUACCCUAGAAACCACCAACACAUUGAUUAUUGGCGACCAAUUGGGAUUCAAAUUAGAUGGAUUGAAGAGCAUAUCAGGGAUAUGGCUAAACUCUACAUUCUGUGAACUAGGUGCUAGAAAAUUCAACGAGUUUAUUUUUCAGGCAGGUCUCAGCGGAUACCCCAUGGGCGGUAGGCUAUUCACCUAUAUGAAGGAUGGUGGUGAAAAGCUAAGCAAAAUUGACAGAGUUCUUGUCAAUGACAAAUUCCUUCUUUUGUGGCCAAACGCCUCACUCGCUGCACUACCACGGGAAUUUUCUGAUCAUUGUCCGCUCCUGUUAAGCACUACGGUGGUGGAUUUCGGUCCAUCUCCUUUUAGAUUUUUCAACAGGUGGCUUAAUAAUACUAGUUUGGUGGAGGUUGUUAACACCGUGAAUGAAUCUUUUCUUUUCACGGGUCCUCCCGACAAACUCCUAUCUUGUAAGCUUAGGCGGAUCAAGAAUAUGAUCAAGGAUUGGAAUGCCAAAAAGAGAGAAAUAGAAUUAGGUGAGUUGAUUAAACUUAGACAAUGGAUCGAUGCCCUUGAUCUUAUUGUGGAAUCCAGGGGCCUUUCUAGUGUGGAACUUGAGAAUCGGCUGGAAUGGAAAAAUAAAUUAAUAGAGCUUGAGCAAAACAGGUGCCUUGAUCUCAAACAAAAAGCUAGGAUCAAGUGGGCAUUGGAUGGCGAGGAAAACUCCUAA